GCUACGUUGGCCUCACGGAGCAUGCGCGCCGAUGACGUCAGCGCGGAAGAUGGCGGCGUCGCGGAAGACGGGAUCCAGAGACUCAGCGAUGGGAAUAUUCGCAGUUUUUCUGUCACUACAGAUCCUUUCUGUGAGCUGCACAUCUGUAGCGAAAGCUGGUGUGGCUCAGAAGACAGGCAUCCAGAACGACAGACGUCUAGACAGUCACUCGGGCCAGGUGACGAAAUCAACGCAAGCUCCCGCUAUCGACAUCAGCACCAUAGCAGCAGACGCUCCCACCGCUCCACCUACGGCUGCUGCCGCAGACCUGCACGAAACCACUCCAAACCAGACUACUAUCAAGCCACCAGAGCCCACCAGCACACCUGCAAACAAGCCCACCGCCGUCUCCACCCCUGCAGCUCACAAAACUGACAGCACCUCGCACUGGCCAUGCGGUCGGCAACAGCAUCACAGUAAUGUGGCUUGUUUUUCAUCCACAGCUGGUGUGGCUCAGAAGACAGGCAUCCAGAACGACAGACGUCUAGACAGUCACUCGGGCCAGGUGACGAAAUCAACGCAAGCUCCCGCUAUCGACAUCAGCACCAUAGCAGCAGACGCUCCCACCGCUCCACCUACGACUGCUGCCGCAGACCUGCACGAAACCGCUCCAAACCAGACUACUAUCAAGCCACCAGAGCCCACCAGCACACCUGCAAACAAGCCCACCGCCAUCUCCACCCCUGCAGCUCACAAAACUGACAGCACCUCGGAUUACAUGGGCGACCGCACGUCUCCAGAAGCAGACAUGGGCUUUGGAGACGACGAUGAUGACGGUGAUAAUUUUGGUGAAAACUUCACUGAGCCACCUCAAAACAUCGGGGGUGUGACGAAAGACCCUGACAGCCUUCAAAACAAGGACACAAGCAUCUACACCCAGGAUCAAGACUCCCACUUCUUCUUUCAUCUGGUCAUCAUCGCCCUUCUGGUGGCCAUCGUGUACAUCACCUACCACAACAAGAGGAAGCUGAUGCUGCUGGCUCAGAGUCGCCGCUGGCGGGACGGUUUCUGCUCGCGCGGGGUGGAGUAUCACCGGCUCGAACAGAACGUCAACGAGGCCAUGCCCUCGCUCAAGAUGACCAACGAUUACAUCUUUUGAAGAAAUGCAAACAGCUGAUUUUGUCCUCACAUUAUGUCUUAUUUAAUCAGGGGAGGAGAGAUUGUGCUUUAGUAGUGUGUUUGUGUGCACUCUUCAGAAGGUCUUCGGUUCUGCUUCUUGUUUUCUUCGGUGUCUAUAAAAGCAAACGGUUUUGCUCUACUUUUAAUCAUUUUUGAAGGAAAGCAAAUGAAGGGCUGUCUCUGUAAAUAUUUGAUUAUAAACCUGCUAUCUGUCACGUAUAAGCCUAGAACAAAAUACAGAUGAUUAUUUCGAGUCGUGUUCAGCUCAGCUCAUACGAAGCCAUGCUAACUCCAGUACAGCGUUGGAUGUGUGUGUUUGCUUUGCAGCCGGUUUGGGCUGGUCGCCUUUCUGUUUGUGUUAUGACUUCAGUGAAGUUGUUUUAUAGGAGCCGGGUCCACCGUUGCCAAAGCUCGGGAGAUUUAUGGGAAAUUAGCGUGCAACUGUUUUUAUUCACUGCUAUAAGCAUUGCCCCAUCUCAACACGACUGUAGCAGCAGCAGCCGGAGGCGUCGUAUAUCAGUAUGUGUGUGCGCAAAUCUGCUUCAGCUACAAUACUAAUAACUAGGGUUUCAAAAAGGUGGAAAAUAUCCAGUAAAUUUCGGAAACAUUCCAGGAUUUUUUUGGAAUAUUCCAGGGAUUUUUUGGAAAUUUUCCACCCCUCUGCAACCCUACUAAUAACACACAUUGCAGCAUCUUCAUCUCUGAUUUCCAGCAGAGCACAUGAAGGUUGUGUCUGUGCAUGAAGACAGCAUAUUGAUUUCCUCUUCAAUCAGUAUAAAUUGUUCAUCAAUAAAGCACCUCUGUAUGCACA
This is a messenger RNA of Sinocyclocheilus rhinocerous, 1969 nucleotides long. RefSeq names its product trans-Golgi network integral membrane protein 2. NCBI's taxonomy places the organism in Eukaryota, Metazoa, Chordata, Actinopteri, Cypriniformes, Cyprinidae. Bases 32 to 1138 code for a protein of 368 amino acids. The record is from RefSeq and is a predicted model, not a curated record. The transcript has 5 exons.